AGCGUAGAUAAGAGAACGAGAGGCCCAUAAAUUUUUGAAAAAUAUUUAGCAGGUUUUAUUUUUUAAAACAAUGGCCUUUUUCUAGAGAGACAUUUUUCUCUUUGUAUGGUGAAUACUGAAAAAGACCCCACAAAAUCCCCCAAGGUUCCAUUGUUAACACAGCCAUGGCUACAACACAUCUCCUACUAUCCCUUGGAAACAAUUCAAUCAAAUUUUCAUUUUAAAAUAAAAUUAUUACAAGAAAAUGUUAUCAACCACUUCUCCCAAGCUUCAGUCUCCAUAUCUCUGUUGUCCUCUCAAGCUCUAUUCAUCGUCUUCUUCCCAGAAACUCUUCAAAACCCAUCGCUCACCAGCUUCUUUUCCCUGUAUUAGAGCUGAUCUCGAUCAAGACACGAUAGUAGCAAUUACAGUUGGGGUUGCCGGCAUUGCGGUAGGGAUUGGAAUUCCAGUCUUCUAUGAAACCCAAAUCAACAAAGCCGCGAACAGAGAGAACACACAGCCAUGUUUUCCCUGCAAUGGCUCUGGUGCUCAGCGAUGUAGGUUUUGCGUGGGCACAGGGACAGUAACAGUUGAGCUUGGAGGGGAUGAGAAGGAAGUCUCGCGUUGCAUCAACUGUGAUGGUGUUGGUUCUAUGACAUGCACAACAUGUCAAGGCAGCGGUAUCCAACCUCGAUAUCUUGAUCGCAGAGAGUUCAAAGAUGAUGAUUAAGGAAAUUGGAUUCCACAGCAGCAGGUGGUUUCAGAAAGAUGGGUUUUAUGAGCAUUGUUAUGUUGUCCAUUUCCUUUUGUUGUCUUUAAUUUAAUCAGCUCAUUGAACUCUACAAAAGUAUGUCAUUUUCUUGAUUUGGUACGCCUUGGUAAGUAUGUUCUUUAUGUGACUUUGAUCUAAUACUACUUCCGUCUCGGGUUUUUGUCCAAUUUGAAACUUUUCACUCAAAUUAGAUAAAUUUUGAUCAUCAAU
Messenger RNA from Cuscuta campestris, 961 nucleotides. The record is from the annotation of a GenBank genome assembly. Lineage: Eukaryota; Viridiplantae; Streptophyta; Magnoliopsida; Solanales; Convolvulaceae.